Molecule: messenger RNA, 3581 nt
Organism: Tyto alba (common barn owl)
Lineage: Eukaryota; Metazoa; Chordata; Aves; Strigiformes; Tytonidae
Product: methyltransferase-like protein 7A
Exons: 2
Coding region: 762-1538 (258 amino acids)
Molecular function (GO): S-adenosylmethionine-dependent methyltransferase activity
Source: RefSeq, a predicted model, not a curated record
ACUGCCUUUUCCUUAUUUCAUCAUUACAGCCCUCACUGCUCCCUUCACCUUCGGUGUGGUGACCUCUGCAUCGCCCGGGCUGUCACACCCGUGCCCCUGCAAAGCACGCAGGGUGUUUGCUUCUCUACCGGUACGCAGGUGAGCGUGCCCCUUUGCUACAGCGGGCGCCAGGCAAAGCCGACUGGAGCUAAACCCAAGCUUAGCAGCUGGAACGACUGUGUCGUUUAAACAGGUUGUUCCCUGUGGAUGGCAGGAGGGAUUGCCGCAGCCUCCAAGCCGCCUCCCAAUCCUUUUGCUACCCAAGUGGACGGCGUUCUGAAGCAAGCUCUGGGGCACCCAGGUGAGCACCGACACCUGCAAGCUGCUGGGAGAGGCGAGCGGUGCGGCGAGAGAUAACGGGAGCCGCUCACCGGGGCGCUGGGACGGCAGCCACAAAACUGAUAAGCGAAAUACUCGUGGGGCUCGGAACGGUUGUUGCUCCCAGCUAACAGGCUCAAAGCAGGCAGGAUCUGAGCUUUCAGACUGGACCUAGUCAAGUGUUUACGUGCAGGCAAUCCAGAGCAAACAAGCCCCGAGGUUCCCAGGUAAGCCCAGCCUAGCUCCGCUCGCUCCGGGUCCCCUCCCGCGCCGCGCAGCCACCGCGUCGCCGCUUUAAGAGGGCGCCCGGCCGGACAGAGGGGACAGACAGACAGCCGUACACAUCCGGUUCAGAGGCGGCCCUGGCAGCCGCCCAGCAGCCUGCGGGACGGGGCAGGGCGAGGAUGUCGCCCGACAGCGGCCCCCUCCCCUCCCAACCGCCCGCGGGGCUGGGGCUGGCCCCCUUCCUCCAGCGAUGCAUUCAGCUCCUCCUCUUGCCCAUCCACCUCCUUGCCUGCCUGGGCUUAUGGGACUCCUUCUAUAAAAAAGCCUUCCCAUACAUCAUGGCCAAGGUGGCACCCAUCUACAACCGUAAGGUCUACAAGCAGAAACAAGAGCUGUUCAGCAACUUAAGAAAAUUCACAGGCCCAUCGGGCCAGCUCACGCUGCUGGAAAUCGGCACGGGCACCGGCACCAAUUUCCAGUUCUACCCACCGGGCUGCCGGCUGACGUGCACCGACCCUAAUCCCAAUUUCAGCAAGUUCCUCCUCAAGAGCCUCUCGGAGAAUCGGCACCUUCAGCUUGACCGUUGGGUGGUCGCUUCCGGCGAGGAUCUGCGUCAAAUCCCGGACGGCAGCGUGGACGCCGUGGUGUGCACCUUGGUGCUGUGCUCUGUCCCCGACGUCCCCAAAGUGCUGAUGGAGGUUUUGCGAGUGCUCAGGCUGGGUGGAGCUUUCUACUUCUUGGAGCAUGUGGCUGCAGAUCACUCCAGCUGGACCUACUUUUGGCAAAAGGUCUGUGACCCAGUCUGGAAGUAUUUUGGAGAUGGGUGUUCCCUGAGCAGAGAGACACAGAAGGAGCUGGAGAAAACUAAUUUCUCAGAACUGAAUUUGAGGCGCAUUCAUGUCACACCUUACUGGACUCCUACUAGUCCUCACAUCAUUGGCUACGCAGUAAAAUAAAUGACCGUGAGCACUGUGGGACAUGGGACGUCCCUUCAGUACUCCUUUCACGCUUUAUAGAAGGUUUUUCACCCUUACAAUCAGCCCAUGUGCAGUAGCUGGCUACCCAGAAUGAAAGUAUGGAAAACUUCCUGAGCAUCCACCGCUCGUGCAAACUGGGAGUCACAUUCUUGCAUUUCUUAUAUAGGUUUUCUGGAUAGAGCUCUCAAAUAGAGCUGCUGCACGGGAACCAGGCAAACUGGAAAGAAGUCUAGCCAGCACACUUCAGUCCAAUACAAAAUAAAGGAGGCGUCAGGAUCUUAAAGGGUUGAGAAGGGGGAGGGGGAAGAAAAGGAACAGGAGAUAGAUGCAAGCACGUACAGAGGGCUAAGGUUUUUCUAGGGAAUGUUAGUCCUCUAAUGUUUCCAAUACAGGACACAUGCAUAAUAGCUAUGGCAUCAGUACGAGCAUUUUCAUUUCAGUCUUCCCAUUAUGGAAAAUAUUUACGAGCAGGCGUUCAUUCGCCCGUGCCAGUACAGCCCUCCCUGACAGAACUCUGGUUUAUUCAGGGAAAUGCUCAUUACAACACCACUUCUCCAGGCACAGCUCUCACUGGCCAUGAGAUGCUAACGCUGGCAGCGCAGAUUUAACUUGAAACAGCCACCUAGAAAGCAAAAAAUGGAACUUCUCUUUACAUUGGGAGAAAAUUGGCAUAUAAUAAAUCAGAUGACAGAAAUCUCACCUGUGCUGUAAAAUGCUGUUACUAGAUCAGCCAUGUCCUCAAAGCCCUUUUGUCAUGCAUUACUAACAUGUUGUACCUAUUCUUAAACUCCUCAUUUUCUCCUCUCCCUCCAAUCUAGAUAACACCUUAGAGAGGUCUCUUAAAAGCAAGAAGUUUCGUUAGAAAUGUUUUCCAGUGAAACUCCCCUAGGACACCAAGAGAAGGUGCUGCUCUCUCGGCCCCUGUUUAACCUUUCCUCUGAUUUCCUGCAGUAUAGGAGCAAGGAAUUAAAACCUGGUGGAGAUUUUACUUAUAACAAAAUAAUGGAUUAAUGUCUUUAUUUUGUGCUCCAUACACAUCCAACUGGUCUACGCAGAAAGUAAUUCCCAUUGUUCAAAUUUGUUUCUCUAGUGUAGUUGCCACAAGGUGGAGGUAUGAAGGUAUGAUAACAGAGUUCGUUAAUAAAGCAGUCUAAUAGCAGUGCUGCCGUAUGCUAGAUUUUAUAUUUGCUUUAUUACCACUAGAGGGAGGAGGUAACUCAUGGGACAGAGGGACUACCUAUCACUCCACAGAAAAACAAAAUUCCCCAAUGCAAUUCACAACAGAACUGCCUUUAUUAGGGACCUUAAGUCCUCCUUCCCUUAUACUAGGCUCACCUGGAGCACAGCAAUUAAAUGCUAGUGGCUAAUCUACUCUGCUACCAAGUCCUUUGAAAAAGCACUGGCGAUGGCAAAGUUGAAAUCAUUUUACAGAAUGCAUUUAGCAUAGAACAGACCGUUCAUUGUUGACUCAAGCUUAGGAAGGUAAUAAACCCAAGCCAUGUACUGUAUGCAGCGAUUACUGAAUAAAUAAAUUGUUUUAUCUCUGUUCCAUGAUUCCCAUCAAAGGUCUGAAAGAUAACUAAGAAAAGCAAGGUCAUUCACUGCAAAGGAGCCCAUAGGCACAUGUUCUGUGAUUGGUGUAAUACAUACACAGAACUUGCUCAACAUUAGUAGCUAAAUGUGCUGAAGCCUCAGGCCACAAGCUGUGGACUUUCACCUGGUCAUGUAAAAGGCCCCAGAGCUGGCUCAAGCCAAAAGAUAAAGAAGCUAAGUCAUUAACAGAAGCUGCAACUUUAGAGAUAAGGAAAGAAACCGCCUGCCUAGAGACAAUGAAAGAACCCAGUGAAGAACAGGCAGACCCCAGACCCUAAUACCACUACUGGUCUGAACUACUGUGUGAGGGGGGGGGAAAUCUAGAUUGUAGGGGUAUAAUUGCCCAGGGAUUUCUUUGUUCAGGGUCCCUCUUUAGAGGCACCCAGCUUGAACUGUAGUGCUAUUAAUAAAAAGGACUUGAUAAAACAA